Molecule: messenger RNA, 351 nt
Organism: Didymodactylos carnosus
Lineage: Eukaryota; Metazoa; Rotifera; Eurotatoria; Philodinida; Philodinidae
Source: the annotation of a GenBank genome assembly
AUGAAACAUACUUUCCCAUCGCUGCCGAUUCCCUCAACUAUUUGGGAUAUUAAUUUGGCAGUGUUACAGUCUACAACAGCUGCAAGUACAGUGAAUCAAAAAGUACUCCCGCAAUCUACCUGUUGUGAUAUAGUUCCAAUUUCAUUGGACAAUCGUUUGGACGGUACUUUAUAUUAUGUUCUCGAUUUGUAUACAAUGAAUCGAUCGUACAAUAUACAAGCAUCAUUAGAAACACUUUGUUCAGCAAUAAUAUAUAAUGUAUUCUGUUAUGAUAUUAAAAUGUCAGAAGUUACACUAGCCAAAUCAACAAUGGGUGCGUAAAUUUUAGAAAAAGUACUUUUUCGUGACCUA